Molecule: messenger RNA, 3120 nt
Organism: Venustampulla echinocandica
Lineage: Eukaryota; Fungi; Ascomycota; Leotiomycetes; Helotiales; Pleuroascaceae
Product: LuxS metallohydrolase
Exons: 7
Coding region: 1-3120 (1039 amino acids)
Biological process (GO): peptide catabolic process
Cellular component (GO): mitochondrion; cytosol
Molecular function (GO): metalloendopeptidase activity; metal ion binding
Source: RefSeq, a predicted model, not a curated record
AUGCCAACAGUAUCUCAGCCCCAGACGCCGGCAGCUCCCAACAGUCCGUUGAGGGAACAGAGACAUAGGCCCGUGGAAAGGCUCACGGACCGCCUGGAGACGCCCUCGCUCGACGAUCGGUCAUACAGGGUCAUUAACCUCUUGUCCAAUCAGCUCGAGGUUCUGUUAGUACAUGAUGCCGAAACCGACAAGGCCAGCGCGGCCAUGGAUGUCAAUGUAGGAAACUUCAGCGAUGAAGAGGAAAUGCCGGGCAUGGCCCAUGCUGUUGAGCAUCUGCUUUUCAUGGGCACAAAGAAGUACCCGGUAGAAAAUGCCUAUUCCCAGUAUCUCUCCUCGCAUUCCGGAAGCUCCAACGCGUAUACAGGCGCCACAUCAACCAACUACUACUUCGAAGUCGCAGCCAAAGCCGCCGAAGACGCAAGUCCCAAUGACCCAUCUCCCCUGUACGGGGCUCUGGACCGCUUCGCCCAGUUCUUCAUUGAUCCCCUUUUCCUUUCUUCGACCCUCGACCGAGAAUUGCGCGCAGUUGAUUCCGAAAAUAAAAAGAACUUGCAGAGUGAUCAAUGGCGAUUGCAUCAGCUCGAAAAAUCCCUCUCGAAUACAAAACACCCAUAUUGCCACUUUUCCACCGGGAAUUUCGAGGUCUUGAAAACGCAGCCUGAGGCACGUGGGGUUGAUGUGCGCCAGAAAUUUAUGGACUUCCACGAGAAACAUUAUUCUGCCAAUCGGAUGAAAUUGGUCGUUUUGGGAAGGGAGUCAUUGGAUACUUUGGAAGCCUGGACGGCCGAUCUCUUUGCGGGCGUACGGAAUAAGAAUCUACCACAAAAUCGUUGGGAGGAUGAGGUGCCAUUCGGAAGUGACAAUCUUAUGACUCAAUGCUUCGCGAAGCCAGUGAUGGAUUCCAGGGAAUUAAAUCUCUCUUUUCCCUUUAUAGAUGAGGAAUUGCUGUUUGAAUCGCAGCCUAGCAGAUACAUCAGCCACCUAAUCGGGCAUGAGGGACCAGGGAGCAUUAUGUCUUACAUCAAAUCGCAAGGGUGGGCCAAUGGAUUGAGUGCAGGUGCAUAUCCGGUCUGCCCAGGCACACCCGGUAUAUUCAAUUGUCAGAUCCGCCUCACUGAAGAUGGUCUGAAAAAUUACCAGGAGAUCGUCAAGGUAUUCUUCCAGUACGUCUCCCUACUUCGGGAGACGGCACCUCAGGCGUGGAUCUUUGAGGAGGAAAAGAACCUUGCAGACAUCGCCUUUAAGUUCAAGCAAAAGAUCCCAGCGAGUCGGUUCACAAGCAAAAUCAGUGCCGUGAUGCAGACACCUCUGCCUCGGCAGUGGCUUCUUAGUGGACAUAGCAGGCUUCGGAAAUUUGACCCAGCAAAGAUCAAAGAGGGUCUUGAGUGCUUGAGGCCAGACAAUUUCAGGAUGACUGUGGUCUCCCAAAACUUUCCGGGUGAGUGGAAGUCAAAGGAGAAGUGGUAUGGCACCGAAUAUACCUACGAGAAGCUCCCCGAGGACUUCGUUGCCGAAAUUAGAAAGGCUGUAAAGUGCACGCCUAAAACUCGGCUGCCGGAGCUCCAUCCCCCUCAUAAAAAUCAGUUCAUUCCGACAAAACUUGAAGUCGAGAAGAAGGAAGUCAAGGAACCGGCUAUUUCGCCCAAGUUGAUCAGAAAUGACGACUUGGUCAGAACAUGGUUCAAAAAGGAUGAUACCUUUUGGGUUCCAAAGGCCAAUGUAUUCGUCAACUGUAGGAAUGCCCUUCCAAAUGCAACUGCAGAGAAUAUGUUGAAGGCACGGCUUUAUACCGACGUAGUGAGGGAUGCAUUGGAGGAGUACUCAUACGAUGCCGAACUGGCUGGCUUGGACUACUCUAUUUUCGCCCACUCCGUAGGAGUUGAGAUCGCCGUGUCCGGUUACAACGAUAAACUUUCGGUUCUCCUAGAGAAGGUCUUGAUCACUAUGAGAGAUUUAGAGGUUAGGCCUGAACGUUUCGAGAUCAUCAAGGAGAGGUUGUUAAGAGGGUUGAAGAAUUGGGAUUUCCAACAACCGUACAACCAAGUUGGCGAUUUCACGAGAUGGCUCAAUAGCGAGCGAGGGUACAUUACCGAACAAUUGCUUGCCGAGUUGCCACAUAUUACGGCGGUCGACAUCCAGCAAUUCUACCCCCACCUACUCCGCCAAAUGCACAUCGAAACAUUUGUACAUGGAAAUUUGUACAAGGAAGAUGCGCUAAAGCUGAGUAACCUGAUCGAAAGCAUCUUGAAGCCGAGGGUGUUGCCCCAGACGCAAUGGCCCAUCGCCCGAUCGAUGAUCUUUCCUCCCGGUGGGAACUAUGUCUAUAACAAGACUUUGAAGGACCCCGCCAAUGUGAAUCAUUGCAUAGAAUAUCUCUUAUUCAUCGGUGACAAGGCGGAUCGGAAGCUACGUGCCAAGGCGCUUCUUCUUGACCAAAUGACCCACGAACCUGCGUUUAACCAACUGCGGACCAAGGAGCAGCUCGGAUAUGUUGUUUUCAGUGGGGCUCGCACUACCAUCACAACUAUUGGCUAUAGAUUCAUUAUCCAGAGCGAGAAAACACCCCAAUACCUGGAGUCAAGAAUCGAUUCAUUCCUUACCGAGUAUGGAGACACGCUCUCCGAGAUGACCGACUCUGAAUUUGAGGGCCACAAGAGAAGCUUGAUCACCAAGCGACUGGAGAAAUUAAAAAAUCUAGAUCAAGAGUCGAGCCGUCUCUGGUCGUAUAUUGAUAACGAAUAUCUCGACUUUGAGCUUGUCCACCAGGAUGCUGCUCAGAUCAAGUUACUCACCAAAGCUGACAUGACUCAAUUCUACAAUCAGUUCAUUCUCCCAUCAUCACCUGCUCGUUCAAAGCUGGCUAUCCACUUGAACGCACAGGCCUCUGACAACUCCAAGGUUGCCACUACUUUGGAGAAGGACAUUAAGAACCUUGCGCUCAACAAGGACAGGAAGGACGAUGAAGACGGCGAGGUUGUGCCAGUGGAGGCCGAAGGCAAUGGUACGACGCCUUACAUCAUCACGGAUGUGAGGGAAUUCAAGUCGAAGCUGCAGGUCAGUGCAGGACCACAACCGGUGCAGCAUAUUAGCCAGUUCGAGGAUUUGGACUCGAAGUUAUGA